Hemibagrus wyckioides is the source of this 1030-nucleotide messenger RNA. RefSeq names its product CD74 molecule, major histocompatibility complex, class II invariant chain b (gene cd74b). The record is from RefSeq and is a predicted model, not a curated record. The coding region runs from base 93 to 629 and encodes 178 amino acids. Gene Ontology annotation, cellular component: membrane. The transcript is spliced from 6 exons. Lineage: Eukaryota; Metazoa; Chordata; Actinopteri; Siluriformes; Bagridae. Gene Ontology annotation, molecular function: macrophage migration inhibitory factor binding; MHC class II protein binding. Gene Ontology annotation, biological process: intracellular protein transport; antigen processing and presentation; immune response.
UCUUUUGUGUUGAUCACCUCCGCUUCAGUUCUAGAAACUCUCUCUGUCCGGCUGUUGAGAUUUCUCUGCGAAUUGAAUUAAACUGUCCAAAAAUGUCUGAGGAACACCUAGUUGCUACUCCAAAUGAUCAGCCUGCCAUCACUUUGAGGACCUCAACAGGGGGUUCCAACAAGAAGGCACUGCUGGUGGCCGGACUGACAGUGUUGGCCACUUUGCUCAUCGCAGGUCAGGCCUUCACUGCCUACUCUGUGUACCAGCACAGCGAGAAGCUCAGCAUGCUGGAGAGACGCUCGGACCGUCUGCAGGAGAUGUCCGUCAUGGCCAGGGCUAAUCGCACUCCAAUGAAGAUGGCCGUACCCAUGAGCUCCGUACGUCUGAUGGCUGCUGACUACUCCGAUACGAAGGUGGAAUCCAAUUCUACUCCUAAAUCACCUCUGACUAAGUGCCAGCAGGAAGCUGCAGGUCUGGUCCAGGUCUCUCUGCCAUCAUUCAAGCCUAAGUGCGAUGAACUCGGUGCCUACCAGCCUGAGCAGUGCUGGCAGGAAGUGUGCUGGUGCGUGGACAAGAACGGAGCUGUAGUGGGUGACUCUAUGGUGAAGGGCAGUGCUCAGUGCACCAAUAUGAACUAGAAUCUGCCCAUAAGAACUGAGGAAUGACUCCAUAUCCACCUGAGGAUCCUUUUUCCAUUUAAUUUUUCUGCCUUUCAGAAAUAAAAAUUGGUGUGAAACUAUUAUGAGCAUUAUUAAAAGCAUUCUUGGGAUAGUUAAAGCUUGUUAAGCAUCAUAUAGGUUAAAGCUUGUUAAGCAUCAUAUGAUAAGCAUGAUACACUGUCUGUUAGUAUGGGCAAGUUGCAAGACACUCUUCUGACUUUUCAAUAUUAUAUUUUAACAGAAUAUGCUUACUAUCUGCUACUUUCCAUCUUUUAAGUUGCACUGUGUGAUAAAACAAUGAGUAGUGCAGGAAGUUAAACAGAUAUAUGUAAUGAAUUUGGAUGAAUAGAAUUGGUGAAAAUAAAUUUGUACUAACAAAA